Nestor notabilis (Kea) is the source of this 1307-nucleotide messenger RNA. RefSeq names its product transmembrane protein 131-like. The record is from RefSeq and is a predicted model, not a curated record. Gene Ontology annotation, cellular component: membrane. The transcript has 5 exons. The annotation marks the transcript as partial. Lineage: Eukaryota; Metazoa; Chordata; Aves; Psittaciformes; Psittacidae.
AAAUGAAAUACAAAGAACCAAAUUUCACACUGAGAAGGACAUUUAAAGUGGAAAACACAGGGCAGCUGCAGAUUAAUGUGAAAACCAUGGAAAUCAGUGGCUAUACAUGUGAAGGAUACGGAUUUAAAGUAGUUAACUGUCACGAGUUUGCACUAAGCGCCAAUGCCUCUAAAGACAUUGUCAUAUUGUUUACACCUGAUUUCACUGCUUCCAGAGUUAUAAGGGAAUUAAAAUUCGUCACUGCAGGAGGCUCUGAAUUUGUAUUUAUCUUGAAUGCAUCUCUUCCAUAUCACAUGUUAGCAACGUGUGCAGAAGCACUACCCAGACCCAACUGGGAACUGGCACUGUACAUAAUCAUCUCAGGAAUAAUGAGUGUACUCUUUCUCUUGGUAAUUGGAACAGCCUAUCUAGAAGCUCAAGGAAUUUGGGAGCCAUUUAGAAGACGCUUGUCCUUUGAGGCCUCAAACCCUCCUUUUGAUAUGGGAAGGCCACUUGAUCUCAGGAGAAUAGUUGGAAUUUCAUCUGACGGAAACUUGAACACACUUGGAUCAGAUUCUAAUCACAGUUCAUCCAGAGGGAUCUAUGGAGCAGGCAGUUCAUCUUCACGAUCCAGUGCAGGGAAUCAUAAACAAUGCAAUGCAACAGCACACCUUCACAGCAAUAGAAACACACCUGAUGCUGAAAACAUCAAAUCCAAACCCAGUUCAAGCAUACCUAACAGGACUUCAGCACAAGGAGCUUCCAUGCAGUCAAUAAACAGAGCCGGGGGCCCCUUUACCUUGGAUUCGGGUGCCACAGUUCAGACUCAUGCCGCAGGCAAAAGAGCCAAGGGGACAAGGCAGAACCAGCAGCCGACACAGCAGCAGGCAGCAGCUUUGGCAGAGCAGCCGCUCCAGCAACCCCUUGCACCUGGGCCGCAGCAGCAAGAGCAGCAGAGUGACGGUGCUUUGCCACAGCUCCCGCUCCUCAGCCCACCUCACAGCGAGUGUGCCAGGAGCAGAAGGCACAGCUCGGAGGACUCGGAUCUCACCGGGCUCAUAGAAACUAUGGAAAAAGACUUUGACCACCCAGAAUCCCCUCCCCCAGAUGUGUUUACAGAGCAGCCCCCAUCUCCACUAGCAAAAAACAAAGGGAAAGGGAAAACGCUUCAGCGCAAGGCUAAGCCACAGAAGAAGCGGGAAGAAAAGGACAGAAGAGGGAAAGGAAAGCAACAGGAGGAUGAACUGAAGGAUUCCAUGGCAGAUGAUGACAGUUCUUCAACCACAACUGAAACCUCCAACCCAGAUACAGAACCACUUCUCAAAGAG